This is a messenger RNA of Mugil cephalus (flathead mullet), 8361 nucleotides long. RefSeq names its product WW and C2 domain containing 1 (gene wwc1). Gene Ontology annotation, molecular function: molecular adaptor activity; kinase binding. Lineage: Eukaryota; Metazoa; Chordata; Actinopteri; Mugiliformes; Mugilidae. Gene Ontology annotation, cellular component: cytoplasm. The transcript has 22 exons. The coding region runs from base 930 to 4430 and encodes 1166 amino acids. Gene Ontology annotation, biological process: cell migration; regulation of hippo signaling; regulation of DNA-templated transcription. The record is from RefSeq and is a predicted model, not a curated record.
AACAGGAAGUCGUGUUUUGUUGUCAAAUCGAUUUUAUUUUGAAACCGGAAGUUUCACGUCCGUGUCCCGACGGCGCUUGACGUACAGAAGUCAUCUCUCGGGACUUUACCGCCGCCUCUGUCGCCGCUGCUGGCUUCCCUCCGGUUCUGGUAUUUUAUUUCAUUAUUUCACCGGGAGGAUUCAGACGGAAACCGGAGAAGUUUAACGAGGAUUCAGCGGAUUUUACCGGUCGUGUUUUCGCUCGGUAGCUUCUCGUGUUUGUUAAACCCCAACGACCGGCGGCUAGCAUCGGUAACUGCUGCUAAACAUGGUGGCCUGUAGGCAAGGAGACGAGACGAGGGUUUAUUUGGAGGAUUUUUAACUCCCCUCGGUGCCUCUGGGACUAAUUUAAAGUCUUAAUUUUUGUAGUUUUAAUCGUGGACUUCGACGGGCGGGCUUUUAAGACUGACCCCCAGAUCCUCCAGCUCCAGCUCCGACUCCGUGGAUUUAUUGUACCUGAAAAAAAAAAAGUUGUCACCAGGCCGCCUAAAAGUUUCCAACCACCCCUGGGAAAAAGUUGCAAAACACGCUGGAAAAAAAAAGGCAACUUUAGUUUUAGUCAUUAUCCGUCAAUAUUACACAUGCUUUGAGCAUAUUAUAGCGAUGAAUUGGUGCACAAGUGCAUCCUGCUGGAGCCACUUUAUCCUCUAAAAUAGUUUCUGUUAACGUCCCCCUCUUUCAUUGUUCAUCCGAGGAUUAUUAUGGAUUAUUAUUAUGGCCUAAUCCGAGCCGCCGCGGGCCGGGAUUUCUGGGGAUAAUUUGCAGAUUUUUUUUUUUUUUUGUUGUUGUUGCUGGUGAUGGUGAUGAAGGUGAUGACAGAGAAAAGCGAUGGUUUCCCUUCGUCCUGCUUCUGAGUAGAGAGGAGUUAAUUACAUGGAGACUCGCCUGACAUGCCAAGGAAGGAGUUGCCAUUACCUGAGGGUUGGGAGGAAGCCAGAGACUUUGAUGGCAAGGUGUAUUACAUUGACCACAUUAACCAGUGCACCAGCUGGAUCGACCCCAGAGACAGGCAGACGAAGCCUCUGACGUUUGCAGACUGCAUCGGGGAUGAGCUGCCGGUCGGCUGGGAGGAGGCGUUCGACCCCGUGGUUGGAGCGUACUAUGUCGACCACAACACAAAGAGCACCCAGCUGGAGGACCCGCGGGCCCAGUGGCAGCGGGAGCAGGAGGCCAUGCUGCGGGACUACCUGGCCGUGGCCAGCGACGCCCUCAGCGCUCAGAAGGAGAUCUACCAGGUGAAGGAGCAGAGGCUCCGCCUGGCACAGCAGGAGUACCGGCAGCUCAACGACGCCUGGAGGGACAAGUCCACGUCUCAGACCAGCUUGAAUUCCAGAUCGUCAUCCUCCAGCAAAUACGACCCAGAUAUUCUCAAAGCCGACAUAUCCACAGCCAAAAGCCGGGUCAACAAGCUGAAGCGGGACCUGGCCUGUAUGAAGCAGGAGCUGCAGUACAAAGAACAAGGCUUCGAGACUCUCAAAGAGAUUGACCAGAAAGUGUCCAACAGCCCAUAUGGCUACAAGCUACAGGAGACGCAGGCCAUCCUCAACGAGGUGCGGUCCAUUCGAGACGCUAUCAGCUCUGGGGAGAAGGAGAAACAGGAGCUCAUGCAGAAACUGGCGGUGCUGAAGGAUGGCUUCCAGCUAGACUCAGGCUCCCAGCAGGAGCUGUGGGGCAGCAGUCCCUCACUCGCCAACUCGGAUCUGUCCAUCCCUCGGCUGUACUCUGACGCCGGCUCCCAGACCGACAUCCCAGCUGAGUUUAUGACCAGCACCAACAAACUGGCGGAGAAGGUUCGUCUGAGCCUGAAGUACGAGGAGGCCAAGAGAAGGAUCGCAACCAUCGAGGUGCAAAUCGCCAAACUAGACAGCGAGGCGUGGCCGGGGCUGCUGGACCCAGAGCGGGACCGCUUAAUCCUCAUCAAUGAGAAGGAGGAGCUGCUGAAGGAGCUGCAGUACGUGAGUCCCCGGCAACGCCUGGAGCCCAACGACGCAGAGAAGCUGGAGAACCAGAAGAAACGUCUGGAGAGAGACCUGCAGGCUGCCAGAGACAACCAGAGCAAGGCUUUGACCGAGAGGCUGCGACUUCACUGCAAGAGGAACAAGUUGGUUAGAGAACUGGAGGAGAUGGUUCGACUGGCCACAUCUCUACAUGCUCAACUCAAAAGUUUGUCAGCCAGCACCCUGUCCUGUUCAUCUGGCAGCAGUCGAGGAUCUCUGACGUCCAGCCGUGGCUCGCUAGCCACCACCUCCAGCCUCGGCUCCACCUCCUCCCUCAGCUUCACUGACAUUUACCUGGAGCAGCCUGAGCUGGCUGACCCGGACUUCCAGAACAAGCUGGACAGCCUCCUGCAGGAGGGCAGCCCGGGCGGCUACCGGCCCUCCAGUUCCAUCACCACCAUACACGAGCAUGAGGUGGUGACGGGCUGCGCAGGAAGGAACACUGGGAUGGCUGCCGAGGUCAAAGCAGGAGGGCCGGGAGGAGAUGCAGGUAGUGCUGGAGGUGGAGGUACAGGAGGUGGAGUGGAGUCGUCCAGGAUCCAGGCCCUCAGGAUGUCGGAGACUCCUCGUUCAAUGAGCUCUUUAUCUCCGCGGUCGUCUCUGUCCUCGCUAUCGCCGCCAUGCUCGCCGCUGGUCACGGACACUAGCUUCCUGUCAGGGGACACUUUUGCUGGGCAGAUGGGGUCCGGUGGACUGGGCUUGGAUCAGGAGCUCCACAGCAGGCUAGCAGAGCUGGAGCUCAGAAUGGACUCUGAGAAGCAGCGACGGGAGGACGGUGGCCCCAGAGACCUGGAGGAGAAGCAGAACCACAACACCACACUGGGAGAGGAGGGCAAAGAUGCGCCUCCUCAGCUUCGAGGGACGGGAGCAGGGGCAAGGAAGAUUGGCGUUACCUCUGCGGUGUCUGAUGAAUCGGUGGCCGGCGAUAGCGGCGUGUAUGAGCCGUCGGAGCGCAGGCCCGGCCUCCCUGCAGAUCUCCUCCUGGGCUCCUGUGAGGAGAGGUUGGUGCCAGGCUGCUCUCAGGUGCAGCUCGGCUUCCGCUACGAGUCCAGAGACCAGCGCUUCACGGUCUACGUCAUGCAGCUGUCCAACUGCAGCGCCCUCUGUCUGCCGGCUGACCAGAAAAUGUAUGUACGUGUAGCGGUGCUGCCGUGCGUGGACUCGACCCCCUGUCUCUUCCGAACGCGCGUCUCGCUGCCUCAGGACGUCGUGGAGUUCAAUGAGGUGUUCGGCAUGCAGAUAUCUCCCAAUGCACUGCGGCAGAAGACCCUGAGGGUCGACAUCUGCAAUAAUACCAAGUCGGGCCACGAAGAGUGUCUGGCCGGAGCCCAGAUCAGCCUGGCUGACGUCAGCUGUUCGGAGGAGAGACAGACGAAGUGGUACAACCUGCUGAGCCGAGUCUACAUGCCCGACAUCAAUAACAAGGACAAAGACAGCCAAGCGGCCGGCAGCUCUGAAAGGACUCGUGUUUCCAGCAGAGUCAGAGCUCCCGAGGACGACGAGUGGCAUGAAGACCCUCUGGACCCAGACGUAUUUGAAGACGACGAAGUAAAUGACUUGGAGGCGGCGGUGCUUCUGGAGGAGGAGUUUUAUUCUAACAACAGCCAAUGGGAAGCCGACAAGGAGGAGGAGGAGGAGGAGAAGAAGAAGAUGGCUGCCAGACCUCCUCCUCCUCCUCCUCAACGGGCAGCGGCGGCAGCCAUGACAGAGAAGGUGAACAAGGAGACGAGCAUGGACGGCCUGCCCUCGUCCCGUCACUGCUCCGUGGUUCGGCCCAAGGAGCGGCGCCCGGACGUCCGCCAGCAGAACCCGUUCAUGAGGGGGAACACCAUCAUCCGCUCCAAGACCUUCUCCCCGGGACCUCAGAGCCAGUACAUCUGCAGGAUUAACCGGAGCGACAGUGACAGCUCCACGCUCUCCAAGAAGUCUCCGUUCGUCAGAAACGCCUCAGAGAGACGCAGCAUGCGCAUGAAGAAGCCUCCCAUGCCGGUUAAAGGUCUGGACGGUCUGCUGCGGACUUCCCUGGACCUGGAGCUGGACCUGCAGGUGUCCCGGACGAGGAAGACCCGGCUGGCGCAGGAGCUUCGGGUCCUCCGGGAGCUGAAGUCGGAGCUGGAGAAGGCGAGGCAGCAGGGCCAGAGGGAGCUGCCCGUGUGGGUUCAAGAAGACGAGCGCUUCCGUCUUCUCCUCAGGCAGGCUGAGAAACAGACUCGAGAGGAGCAGCUGCAGGAGAAGCGGGUGGAGAAGAUGAUGAGGGCCGCGGCCAAGGACGUCCACAAGAUCCGAGGCCAGAGCCGCAAAGAAGUCCCCGAGGUCCAGACCUUCAGAGAGAAGAUGGCGUUCUUCACACGAGCAAAGUCCUGCAUCCCAGACCUGCCGGCCGACGACGUGUAGAGAAGCAUUUCAAAGUAUUUUCCCUCCCGAGUCUGAUCCUGCUGUUCACAAACUAAUGAAACGAACAUUUGGCGGUGUUAUGAAGAAUUUAAAAACGUAAUAAUAACAGUAAUAAUAAAAAGAAGAAGAAGAAGAUUGAAAACAGGAGCUCGGCAUUUCUAAUGUGGAUAGACUUUGUAAAUUAGUGGUAGUACUGCUAGAGCUUUUUUUUUUUAUUGUUCUCAUCAUUAUUAUUAUUGUUUCACUUUCAUCCACUCUUCUGUUUCUGUUACUAACUGGAUGUUUAUAGACUCGUAGUUGUUUAAAAUCAUUCCAUCACAAAAUCCUACCGCCACGCGAAAGACUCGUACUAAAACAACACUAAAUAUCUUAAUUGAUCGCACAAGAUAAAUAAAUGAAAAAUGGUACUAAGAAGAAUUUAAGCUCAAGAUUAAGCAAAAAUUAAUGUCAACACUUAAAAGGUAUUUAACGGUGACGUACAGUACAUGUAAAGUGUUUAUUUUUUUUAAAGGAAGGUUUUGAAAAUUUUAUACACAAACAAGCACAGAUGGUGUUUUCUUUUUUUUUUCUUUUCUUUUUCUUUUUUUUUUAUUUAUACAUUAGUGAAACUCUUCCGUAGGCGUCAGUAUGGAUCUGAGAGCUGCUCAUUUUUAACCAACGACAAGUUAUAAUCCUUAAAUGUUUUAAAGGAGGGGGCGUUUCAAAUCAUUUCACAUAUAAUCAACUUAAUUAAAGUGGUAGAAGUUGUUAUUUAUUUUCUUUUUGUUAAGUUUUAAAUCAGACUUUUCGGUAACACACCGAGAGAAAAAACAUGAACUAAUCAAAUCUCGUAGACAUGACGUGAACGCAAAGUGCCCUUCAACUACACACCAGAAUCUGGCAUCUUAUAACAAUUACAACAUUAAAACUGGAAGAUUUAGAUAGAAAACAAAGCAUUAAACAUGUAAUGAAAAGGGGGAAAAAGAAGUCUUAAUUUAAAUUGUCCCCUUAAAUUGUGUCACCAAAACUACCCACGCUGAAAACUUUAAGGAUUAUAACUUUUGUUGUCUUUAACUUAAACAUCACCAGAUGUUUUUUUUUUCUUUUCUAAUGUCGAUUAAAACUCAGCUCACGCAACACUACACAACAAUUUUUCUUUUAUUUUAAUCGGCGAGUUCUCUUUGUCUAAAAUGAAACCGUAUCUCUGAACCACUUAAACACAAACACGCAUUCAACAAAGUGUAGAAACAGCACUAACUCUCACUAACACUCAGGUAGUUGAUCGGAUAGUCUGCACUUUAAGAGGUAAAAGUUAAAAAAAAAAAGAAACAAGGAAAAAAAAAACUUUACAUGGGUUUUUGGAAAGUAGAAGAAAAAAGAGAAAGAAUCCAGAAGCCUUUGCCUCAUGCUGGAAUGAUUAUUGAUUGUUAAAGCACACAAUGAUUGUUAAAAAACACACACACACACAAGAAGUGAAGAUCAAAUGUAUUUUUUGACAACUGUGAACUGUGUACUGAUUGUAUGAUUCAUAUACUGGCAGUCGGCCAAUAGGAAAACUACAUUUGGUUGUUGUAAAUUCUUUUUUUUUUUUUUUUUAUGGUUUUAAUGUUGGACUUUUCCCACCUUCACUCUGUAACUGGACGUUUUAAAACCAUAUCCUCUUAUAACUGGACGUUCUGCGGCUAAAAUUCAGUAAAUAGUCAAGUUAGCUUGAUGCCCCAGCAAUUCCCACAAUAUAUAGUUUUAUUAGCAAUUGUUUAAAUUUUUGGUUCUGCCACCCACAAUGUUGGUGUUAAUUGUUUUUUUUGUUUUUUUGUUAUCACGUUUCUAGUUUGUGACUAGCCAGUGAACAUAAAAGGUGCUUUACGGAGCUAAAGAUCCACGUGGUGGAGACCUACCAUGGAGCUAAAAGAGAGUUACUACCUUAUAGAGGGAAAAAAAUGAGUUCUUGCUGGGCCACCAAGCUAAUUGUGGAUAUUUUAGGUACUUUGUGUCCAUUCCCGAAUGUAGCUGACAAAACUGAGCUGCUGCUGCUGCUGCUGCUGCUGUCGUCAUUCCAGAUAUUUCCUUUCUCCGUUUGUAGCUAAACAGUAGUUUGUCAGUUUCUUUCUUCUUUUUUUUUUUCACUUGUGUCGUAAAUUGAGUUGACCAGGAAGUAGAUUAUUAUUAUUAUUUUUAUUUUUUUUUUUUGCCUGUUUUUUUCUUGGUAGCCGUCUCCACUUCCUGUUUUCUGCUGCGUAAAGUAAAGAUAGUCACACCAUGUCAGGUAGCGUUAGGACUAUUUUGCACAAGCGUCCUCUAAGAAUAAUAAAUGUCACACUAAUACAUAAUCGCUAACGUUAUCCCUUAUCUGUGGUUGACGGGAGUCGGAUGCUGCGAGGCGACGUUCACACUGCAGGAGCUGAAUUUUUGAUUCAGAUUUUCCGCUCAGAAGCAGCUUGAUGUGUCUCCGGUACCGGUCUGAACACUGUACGAAACAUUGAAACCAAAGAUUUAACACCUGAUGCUCUUGCUCCAACAUGUAAGACGCUGCAAAUUUUUCCGCUCGAGUGUUUUCUUAGUUUGACUUGUCCCCUUGUUUAGGUAAUUAUAGGUUGCGACAGACCUUGGAUAUGUUGUUGAGUCAGUGGAUUUAUGGCCAAUACUUUGACCUGCCAAGUUGGCUGUAUUUAUUUUAUGUUUAUGGGAUUCUCUUUGUCCAAACAAACCAAGUAGCAACAAAGACAACAGCACCUGUUGGGUUUCUUAAAAACGUUUCAUCCAAGUCGUCACAUCUAAGAGACUGGUUCUGACUCAAAUGUCUUCAAGAAACUCAACAGUUCCAGCUGCCUUUGUUCAACUUUUGGAUAAACCAUGACCUGGAGAACCUUCCCGGACGUAUCCAGUUACCUUAGCUCUCUACAAACAUAAGGAAACCUUAGUUGAACUAACGUAAACACAUUUCACGGCAGUAUUUUCUGUAGCUGCGAUUUACAAAUAUUCCCCAACACCUCACAUGGCCCAACAAGCUCGGCCAAAAUCCCAACGUUGUACAUAAAGCUAGACAAACCCUUCAGGACGUCACCUUAUGACUUUGAAGCUCAGUGUAGCGUCUCUGGGCCGCUGCCAUCUUGGCUAACUCUACCUAGCUCCCAGCUAAUUCAAGAAGUAGUCAAAGGGGUGAAACUUAAAACGGCUACACCCUUUAAUUCUGCAAGACUUUAAUCUACAGAGAACUGAAACGGUUUAGGUCGAUGGGGAUUCACUCCCUUUCGGAGCCGGCCUCUAGUGGCCGUUAGAGGAACUUGUUUUUGCUGGAUCCAUUAGCCGUUUUCUGACGUAGCUGCAUGUUCAGACUGAGGACGACAUGUAUUGUAUUCAGAUGCAGUGUGAACGCAGUUUGAACGAGUGUGGGGAUUUAACAGCAGCAGGAACACUGUGAAAUGAAUGCAAUCCUUUUGGAGUUACAUGAGAGAGUGUGCCUUUAGAGAGCAACCUGUAAACUAUUAUCAUCUUUAUUUUAUCUCAUUUUACCCACAGUGUAAAUCUCUUUUUCUCUCUUUUUCUUAAACGUCCGACCUUUACCACCAUUAUAAUAGAGAAACCUUAAAAUCUAUCUAUAAAUCUGGAUGAAUGUAGUUAUUUAAAAAACAAAUGAUUACUGUUCAUCAUGUAGAUUAAUUUUUUUUUAUUAUUAUUUUUAUUUUUUUCCUAAUGAAUCUGUUUGUAUUACGACUGGGCGGCUACGAGAAAAAACAUACAGCAUGUAUUUAUUGCACUUUUGUGAUUUGGGUGUGCUUUUAUUUUUAUUUUUUAUUUGUCCUGUCUUGUCCCGAAAAGCUGUGAAUUUUAUUCUCAGACACUGUAUACUGUCGACCAGAGUUGUAAAUAUUUCACCAGCACGAAAGAAAAAAAUACGAACGAUAUGUUUUGUAGUUUCACAACAAAUUAAAAAAAAAGUUCUUCUCUUCUA